Molecule: messenger RNA, 2199 nt
Organism: Hibiscus syriacus
Lineage: Eukaryota; Viridiplantae; Streptophyta; Magnoliopsida; Malvales; Malvaceae
Exons: 2
Coding region: 119-1666 (515 amino acids)
Source: RefSeq, a predicted model, not a curated record
GGUAGUGAACGGGUCAUUGCGCUCUUUCUGUUUGUUGAUGUAAUUCAUCUUCUGUUCAGAUUUCUAAUGAAGUACAGAUGGGACAGUUUGGAGGCUCAUCGACGUUUUGAGGCUGAAAAUGGGGAUGUGGUGUGUCUGUUAUUGUUGCGUUAUACUUGAUUCUAUGCAGCCAAUGGACAACACAUUCGUUAGUGGUUCAAAAGAUGACAGGGGAAACAAAUAUUCAUUGCGAAUUUUGGAGGACAAGAAGGAUAAAUCAGGAGACUAUGGAAUGAAUUGUUCUGGACUAAAAUCGAAAAGGCUGGAUAGUCUGGUGAACACACAGCAUGCUCUGAUAUUAAAUGUUGGAAGAAUACAGGCAGGGAAAAGUCUUAUAAAGGAUUCAUUGAUUUUGGCUAUUUUAGGCAUAGGGAAUAAGAUUCCGAGGCAUGUGGUUACUCUACAUGAGAAAUAUCUUCGUUGGUGCCUGGAGUUGAUUCAUAUCAAUGCAGCAAAAGUUUCUCAAUGCAGUAUCUCUGUGAACUUGAGCGCUGUAGACAUUGGCAUUGUAUCUGAUAGACUGAAUUCAGCUAAAAUUGGGGCUGAAAAUACGUGCGAUUUCAGCAGCUUUGGUUUUGAAUGUUUAUCAGAUAUUGGGACUGGUCGUUUAGUCACUGGUUCUGCAGAACCGUGGAUAGUAGGUUCGAUAAUGAGCAGCAGGAGCAUGAAAAAUAUAUUGGGAAGUCCAUUGUUUCAGAAGAUGGGUGCAUUCCAUGUCAAUCCAAGUUUGAAUGAUGCUAAAGGACUAAUAAGUUACGACUUCAUGAGCUCUCCGGGUGGUUCCGGUAAUAACACAUCAUACGACCUAGGAAGUGAGAUGCCAAUAUUGGAUAAUCAUAAGUAUGGAUCCGAGACUGUUUGUAAAAGGCUUGUUUCCAUGUCAAGUGCAUACUCAACGUGCUCGGAUCAGUCGUUUUCUUCUCCUUCUACAAUAAUUUCUCUGGGAGUGCUUCAAUGCACGUGGAAGAGUGGGACUCCAUACUUUGUUUUCUCCCUAGAUAACCAGAGGGAGGUGUAUAUAGCCAAUUUGUCAAAAGAAGGAGCUGCUCGAAAUAAGGGUUUGGACAAUGUAUACUUGUUCCAUUCGAGCAAACGUAGCCAUAAGGAACAUCGAAUUAGUGAUAACGAAUCGCACCUUGUUGGUAAGAUGGCGGUGUCUACUUCUUUCUCAAUCUGUUCCCAAGAUUCUAAAAUCAUGGAGACAGAGUUUGUUUUGUUCAGUUGUAUGCAAACAUCAAGAGAUAAUCACUGGAAAAAUAAGGGUCUAUCGAAAAAGGUAGUGGAAGCAUUCAAGGGUAGUCAUUCAUUGAAGCAAAGAACUGUGUCAAGAUUUCAUCGAACGAGUUCCAUGAUGGAAGAUUCUUCUUCGGGUCCUUGCAGAGAUGAAGUCAACAAAUCGGAUGCAAUAGACCAUAUAAAACUUUUCAAUGAGCAACUUCCAACAAAUCUUGAGUUGACAGCCGUUGUUGUGAGGGAUCAUUUUCCUGAGGAUCCUCAGGAGGAAGCUAGAGGUUGGGGCUUAAAGUUUCUCAGGAAACCGGUGGAUGUGCCAAACACCGAAAGUUCGGAACCCCCCUGGCUCGUUCCGUUUGUUCUUGUAGUACCAGUGAUUGCUCAACAAGCAUGAAUGUUCUAAUUCCAGCAGGUAUUCAUUGUGUUCCAAGAACCAGAAAUGGUGGCCCCUCUAGUCUUAUUGAAAGAUGGAGAUCUGGUGGACGUUGCGACUGUGGUGGCUGGGACUUAGGGUGUCCGCUGACUGUACUCGAAUCCAGGUCAAGUAAAGGUGGUUCACCUCCAACAGAUAUGCCCAACACUUGCAAGUUAUUCAAUUUUUCCGUUCAGGGUCCCGAACACGGUUCUCCGACCUUGACGAUAUCGAAAGUUCGCGACGGCCUGUAUUUGAUUCAUUUUCAAUCAACACUCUCAGCUCUGCAGUCCUUCUCGGUUGCAGUGGCCUGCAUUCAUACUCAGAGCCCCACUCUUCGACCCGAAAGUGUACAGCAGCAUGUACGUUAAACUUCAGGUGUUAUACAUGGAUUGAGAUAGAUUAUUUUUCUGUUCACAUUUGAACUUGUUGGGGAUUGAACCCUAGUCACAGGAAACGAAAAGUCCUGCCUUCUAAAACAAGCAACACAGUUGUUGGCUCGCCAUUUUUAUGUU